Molecule: messenger RNA, 3298 nt
Organism: Varroa destructor (honeybee mite)
Lineage: Eukaryota; Metazoa; Arthropoda; Arachnida; Mesostigmata; Varroidae
Product: sterol carrier protein 2-like
Molecular function (GO): acyltransferase activity, transferring groups other than amino-acyl groups
Source: RefSeq, a predicted model, not a curated record
UGCAUAUUCGAUGCGAAAUAUAGACACCUUCUGAUAGAAUGAAAUCGUUCUAAUCAUGCCCUCUAUUAACGGAUAGUUUGUCGUUUGCUUUUUCCAACGUUGGGUUUUCAGAACAUCAGCUCCAGCGCCCGCUUCCCUAACAUCGAACUCACUUCCAACUGCACCUUUAAUCAUGCGUCGCGUUUUCGUCGUGGGUGUCGGUAUGACACCAUUUGUGAAACCCGGUGACAAAAAGCGCGACUAUCCGGUCAUGGCUAAGGAAGCCGUUGAAGCAGCGUUGAAGGAUGCCCGACUCGAAUACAAAGAAAUUCAACAGGCCGUAUGUGGCUACGUGUAUGGUGAUUCGACUUGCGGUCAAAGAGCUCUAUAUGAGGUCGGUCUCACUGGUAUUCCUAUCUAUAACGUGAAUAAUAACUGCUCUACGGGUUCAACUGCACUUAUCUUGGCGAAACAGCUCAUUGAAGGCGGUCUGGCAGACUGUGUCCUAGCAUGCGGAUUCGAGAAAAUGGAUAGGGGCUCGCUUACCAGCAAGUUCAGGGACCGUGCAAAUCCAAUUGAAACACACGCCAAAGUUCUUGCUUCGACAUAUGGUAUCUCACCUGCACCCAUGGCUGCACAGAUGUUCGGUGCCGCUGGCAUAGAGCAUAUGGAGAAAUACGGCACGACAAAAGAACAGCUAGCGAUGAUCGCUGUCAAGAACCACAAGCAUUCGGUAAACAACCCCAACUCACAAUUUCAAGUGGAGCAUACUCUUCAAGAGGUGCUUGAGGCGCCUCAAGUGUUUGGCCCACUAACGAAGCUGCAAUGCUGUCCCACUUCUGAUGGAGCGGCUGCCGCCAUUCUUAUGAGCGAAGACAUGGUGAAGAGGCUGGAUCUUCAGGAUCAAGCUGUAGAAAUUCUCGCCAUCGAGAUGGCCACCGACUUUUCGUCAACCUUUGACGAGAAGUCCUGUAUCAAAAUGGUCGGCUUCGAUAUGACUAAGGCAGCCGCCGAGCGUGCAUUCAAGAAAGCUGGACUAACGCCAAAUGAUGUUCAAGUUAUAGAGUUGCACGAUUGCUUCAGCGCAAACGAGCUCAUCACGUACGAGGCUCUCGGUUUGUGCCCGGUAGGUAAGGCUGGCGAGUUCAUCGACCGGGGGGAUAACACCUACGGAGGCAAGUACGUCAUUAACCCGAGCGGGGGACUCAUUUCAAAAGGACAUCCCCUGGGAGCGACCGGCUUGGCUCAGUGCUCCGAGCUUUGUUGGCAGUUACGUGGCACUGCCGGCAAGAGGCAAGUUCCCGGUGCAAAAGUGGCUCUUCAACAAAACGUCGGUCUGGGAGGUGCCAGCAUAGUAGCACUUUACCGACUUGGCUUUCCUAAGUCCAAAUUGUAAACCAAUCAAUAUUUAGGCUGGCGAAUAGAAAUUGUGAUUCAUCUAGAACGUAAUGAGCACAUUAUAAGCAAACAGUUACUCACCAGAAUAUAUUUUCUAUCGAACUAUGUGAUCAAAUACAUCUAUAGAUUCAGCUAAAAAUACAAAUAUAGUACCGAUGCAGCUGCGAGAAAACAGGACUAUUUACGGAGUCGAGUAUUGUUAACGAACAAAGCUGCCUCUAAUCACUCAAAGAUGCUGUGAUUUCGCCUUCAUUGAGGUUUAAUGACUUGGAUUUAUAUUAAUUUGCAAGACGACAUGUUGGCUGAACAAUUGUAUACAGAAAUUCAAGUUAAAGAUACGAAGAGGGAAUAAAGUGACGUGACCAGCGUGAGCACUACUCGCACGGGUGCAACUAAUAUUAAAGGAGGCUAGUUUUAUUCGAUAGGUACUGGAAUCCAUGUAUAUCCUUUACGCAAGGAUAUUACCAUCAUCUCACAUUUACUAUGAGGUAACUGUCCACGUUGCCAUUUAGUUAUUGGUUGCUAUACUAAAAAAAAGAAACGUGUAUGUACGAUAAUGCGAAUUGCAGUGUAAGAUAUAUUAAUGCCUCGAUCUAAUUAUAAUCAUUUUUUUCAUACGGUUAAUGCGCGAUCGCUAUUAAUGCUGAUCUGAAAUGUUCCUACUGAGUCACUGGUUCGAAGAAAAUCUUAGAUAGCGUAUAGAAUAGAAUAGAUCCGUUAAAUUUAUAUAGUAUUAAUUAACUUUUAUUAUAUUUUUCAGCGUUCGUCCCUGUUAGUGGUUUUCAGCACGGCUGUAUGAGAGGCAGCAGUAUUAUUUUAUCGAAGUGCUGUUAUCAUAUGGUGACCAUAGUGAAACUGCUACAGGAUAUACACUGUCGUAUAUAUCUACAUAUAUGUAUAUAUGAGAAUGGGCUUUGCUUUAUUCGAAAUUGUUCUUGGAGUCAAGUAUUCUUCGGUGGCAGGCUAUGGGCGCUCUUAGGUAACAUUAGGAGGAAAAACGGUGUUCGAGUUGACAUAUUCUUGUCGCAGAUACAAAUGACUUAUAGAUGCUAUGAAGGAACAAAAACCGCUUACUGCUCACUUGGUAAGGAUAUGCAACCUCUACGUUAACUGAACUAAAUAAAGAACUUUGUGAUAGAUUUUCCAAGAUAGAGGCGUAAGCUUUGAGUGUCCAAGGUAACAUCUUCUCAAGGUAACCAAGGCACCUAAAGUUACCAACCAGGCACAAAGAAAAGUGUAAAUUUUUUUAAUAUCACGGUUCGUUUACAAAAAAAAACGGCUAGUACUUUACAACAAAUAAAUAAAUACUUGGAAAUGAUUUCUAAUGUCCGCAAACGGGAUGUAUAUAUUAGACACCUGUAAAUGGUAAUAUGAACUGUUCUCGAACACGAAGGAGUCCCACGGAGAAUGGUCGGUGCCAAAAUUGGAUAUCCCUGGGCAUUGGUCGAGCAACUUUUGGAGAGAAUUUUCAUUUCAAAAUCAUCCGAAUGAUCGAAGUAGUUUGAUGAUAUGUAUAUACAGGAGUGUAUGACCAAAAGCGUGUGCUAUAAAUAGUAGUUAAUCCCUUGCUGAAUGCUUUAACAAAUUAUAUUCAAGAUUGGUGCCAGCCAUCUUUAUCACUUGCAUAGCUUUGCAGUUUAUUAUGGGGUGACCUUGAUAGAAGCCUAACUAAAUGUAGCAUAAAGUCCUAUUUGGCCUGUUUCAACGCAUCCGAAUAAGUAACGUACUGUUGUGAAGAAGUAAUUUAGUUCGUCAUGCUUGUUUUGAAGAUUACUUCAAAAGAAUGGAUGAAUUUUCCAAGUAGUAAAUGGCUGUCUAAAUCUACAAAGGCUGGCAUGUUUGCGUCGCCUCCAUUUAAUUUGGUUAAAUUCAACAGAUAGCAACCACAGCUCGAACGUGGAGUUGAUUCUGGAAGUAAGUG